AUGUGGACGGUAAAAAUAUGUCUUCGACAUCCACGAUUACCUUCGUUCUCUGCUGGAAUCCGUAGCGUAAUCCAGCUUAGGAACUUCACGAGCACCAAUUAUUAUCAUAAAUCUAUACUUGAACGUGCUCAGACAUGUAGUAACUAUGUUUCACAUGAUGAUGCCGCCAAGUACCUAUCGCAUUUCAUCGAUAAAGGUUACGACGCAACACAGUUGCGCGGAUUCCUAAAAGACGGUAGAAAUGGAGAUUCAGGGUUAUUAUCUAUCGACGAUUAUCUGAUGAUACUACAGCUUUGCAAAUUGAUAGAAUUUCAUGAUAUGGAUUUGUUGUCAUCUCUAUCUGAAGAUCUUCGUCUGGCUUUCGUCACUCUAUAUAAACCUCUGCGCAGAGGUCGUAUCGCAAGUAAAUCGCAGAAUUGCAGCGAUCCGGCUGAUAUAUCUCACGCAAAUCAUAUGCCAGCUCGUAUCUUCCAACUUGACAAAUCAAGGGCACCGCCAUUAAAAGAUGCAAUAAUUAGUGGGUCUAAUGCUAAUAUCAACGAUUUGAACCAACCGACUGCCAUGUGCGUGUAUAGGAGUUUGAAUCAUCUGGAACUGUUAUCUCCGGACUUCUCGUCAACACUUGAGGAACGAUUUUGCGAACGAGUUGAAUUGGAUGGUGGCGUCAAUUACCGUUUUUUUGAUGAUCUCACUUCUUCAGACAUCAUAGAACUUGGUUAUUCGAAAUUGGUACAAGGUAUCUCGGGAAACGAUCCCUUUUGGUUCGUUCGAGGUGUUCUCUGGGGGAAGCUGACCACCUUGAUGGCAUAUUUGAAGUGCUUGGCAGAAUCAUGUUACGCUACACUCAGUGACGAUGACAUUGAAGUGUUAAAUAAUGUUAUUUGUAUUGAUCGUGGUUAUAAGAAAUUUCGUACUACUAAAUUCGUCGAUAAGGUAUCGGAGCAUUUGACUAAGUUACGUAUCCGUCAUGAGACAACUAUCUAUGCCAACGGCAUAUUGCUAGAUAUUUUGGAGAAGGAUCGUAAUUUGGUUUGGCUGUGUAAUUCUUAUCAUCGAUUUUAUGCUACGACUUUCGAUCCGACAGCAGAGAGUAAGAUGCUAGAUCGCCUGAUUCGAGCGUUUGGUUUCAAGACGUGUCACAUAAAUUACUAUCAAUGGGGACGGCUAAAGGCACGUCGUACACGUUUUGCAUUUUUGCGAAUGGCACGAUACUAUGCUUUAAAUGACCAGAGGGAAUAUGACCACCGCUAUGCUGGAUGGAGUCUUCCGUAUGUUUGGUGGAAUGCAUCACGUCAGGAUCAGAUGCAUAUUUCAAACUACCUAAAAUACGAGCCGUGA
Messenger RNA from Babesia sp. Xinjiang, 1338 nucleotides. RefSeq lists its product as uncharacterized. Lineage: Eukaryota; Apicomplexa; Aconoidasida; Piroplasmida; Babesiidae. Bases 1 to 1338 code for a protein of 445 amino acids. The record is from RefSeq and is a predicted model, not a curated record. The transcript has 7 exons.